AUGUCGAUUUACGCGUCGCCGUACGACGCGGCAGACGAUGGCGGCAUGCCGGACGAGCUUCCCCGAACUAUCAGCCUCGAGCGGUCCUUCGCCGCCCUUUACGGCUUGCAGAACAGCCAGCAGCAGCAGCAACAGCAGCAGCAGAGGAAGUUUCGCGGAUGGACCAAAAUGGGUUCAUUCUUCGGUUCGUCCAAUUCCAACACAUCCGCACAAACCUCCCGCCGGGGCUCUGCUGCAGGUUCGUCAGCGCAGGUUCGGGAAUCAAACGCCGCACCGUCUCUGCUGCGAACCGUGUCGCUACCCAGUCGCGCUGCCGCGCUGAAAGCACAGCAACAGCAGGAACAGCAGCGGGAGGUGCAGCAUGUGCAGCAGCAGCAGCAGCAGCAGCAGCAGAUGCGUAGGACGGUGCGAUCGGAGGAGGAGGAGGAGAGAGAGCGACAGCGACAGAUCGAAAUGUUCGGCACCGUUCUCGCUGACGACGUGCCGCUCCCCCCGCCGGGAUUUGAUUACGGCGACGACCUCUCCCCCGACCGCCCUUCCUCCCCUCCCCCCGCCGUAGCAGCGCCGCCGUCGCCGCCAGAAGGGGCGGAGGGUCAGGGGUACGGGGGGAGACCGGGCGCAGAUUAUGAGGGUGGCAGUAGCGAAUGGGAGGGCGGCAGUAGCGACUGGGAAGGCGGUCGCUCUGCGGCGAAUGGAGCAGCCGCAGGAGGAGGGGGAGGGGGGGCGGCGGAGUAUCAACCGCGCGCAGUGCGCGAGUUUAGGCGCACGACGUCGUCGCCCGUGCCCAAGUGCCCGCCUGCUUCCGCGCCUGUGGGCGCGGCGGGCGCAAGAGACCGGCGCGUGGCGGGGGACUGUGUGGGGGCGACCUUCAACGGGCCCUUCAGCAGCGGUGGGGGCUCCGGAAGCGGAGCGAGCAUGGGCGGCGGCGGCAGCCGUUGCGGCGGAACUGCGGGUGGCGGCAGGGCGGACGACGAAGUGCGCGGUGGCGGCGGGGGCGCUGCGCCUUCGGGUCGCGCCACGAGCGGAAGCGCAGGGGCCAUGGGGACUCCGUCCCGCGCGCCUGGGCCGUUUGUUGCGCCUCCCGCGGCCAGCAGCAAGCCGCCCGUGAGGGCCGGGUUUGGGCGCAGCACGAGUGUCACGCAGACGCAGGGGAACGCGGCGGAGGCCGCCGCUCCUGCGGGCGUCGCUGGCAGCGGCGGGGGUGGUGGGUUGGGAGGGCGGAGGGGGUUCCGGCGCGCCAUGUCGAUGGAGCUGCGGCCGCGCGCGAGAGCCAACAGGGCGCCGCUCGCCCUCAACCCGCUCGACGCCUCCCCGCCCGCUAGCAGCGCCGCCAGCGCAUUCCCCCGCCCCCCCGUCCCAUGGGCAGCAGCGGACGACCCUUGCUCCCCCUCCGCCCCCCUCCCUGUCUCCCAAAAGCAGCCGCCGCCGUCCCUCCCCGCGUCGUCCUCCCCAUUCGGCCGUCCUCCCCCCAGCAGCAACCACAGCGCCCGCGGGUGGGCGGCGUGGACGCAGGCAGAUGAAGCCUCCCCCAGAGCCGCCUUCGCCCCGCCCUUCCUGCGCUCCUCGUCCGUCGGAGGCCCCUCCCCCUCCUCCCUGCGCAACCGAGAGCUGCCCCCGCCCGCCCCCCCCUACAGCGCGCACCCGAGCCCACAUGCAGGGAUAGGCGCGUGGGCAGGGGCAGGGGCAGGAGCGGGCGGAGGGGGCAUGGGCGCGGCGGCGGGCGGAGGGUACGGGUGGGCGUCCCCGGGGUCGCAGCGGUCGCUCAGUCCCGAACGCGCGGAGGCCAGCCAGCAGAGGCCGCUGGGUCUGGUGCAGGAGAGCAGCGAGGAGGGCGAUGGGCCGCGCGUGAGGGCGGGCACGGGGGAGAGGCGGGGCGGGGGGGGAAGGGACCCCAGGGAGCAGAGCCGAGAGAGGCACGGCGGAGCGAGGAGGAUGGGCGGGCAGGCGAGGGAAGGCAGGGCGAGAAGGCGAGAUGAGGAGAGUGAGAGCGAGAGUGCAAGUGAGAGUGGGAGCGAGAGUGGGAGUGGGAGCGAGAAGGGCAGUGGGAGCGAGAAGGGCAGUGGGAGUGGGUCAGGAAGCGAGAGUGAAGAGGACAGGGGAGGGCGGAGAGCGCAGCAGCAUCGAGCACGUGGCGGAGUGGGCAGGGGGGGCGUGGGCAGGGACGGACUGGCACGGGGGGCUGGGGGGUUGAUGGGGGUAGCAGGGGGGCCGGCGUGGGAGGGCGGGGGCGAGGAGGUGGGGGAAGAGAGUCCUCGCGAGGCCACUGUGCGGUGUGUGGCCCCUUCCAUGCACUCGCUGCUGCGCCUCGCCUCCCACUCGCGCCAUCGCAGCCUCGACGCCUCUUCCUCCUCCGCCUCCCCCUCCGGCUCCCCCGUGCCCCUCGCCCGCCCCGUCUCCCGCCCCGCCCCCCCUGCCUCCGCCCGCAGCCCUGCGCGCCUGGGCGCGUGGGGAGCAGGGAGGGGGGCAGGGCGCGUGGGGGGGUCGCCGGGGAGAGAGGGGAGUGGAGGAGGAGGCGAGGAGGAGGGGGGCGUGAUGCUGCUGCGGGCGAGCACUCUGCACGAGAGCAGCACUAGUAGCAGCAGCAGCAGGCGCGGUGGCAACAGCAGCAGUGCUUGGCAUGCAGAGAGGCAGGCAGAGGCAGGAGGGCAGAGCAGUGGGGCAGGUGUGGGGGGUGCGGUGCAGAUGGGUGGGAGGGAGGCGAGGAGGGUGCUGGUGCGGUCGGCCAGUGGGGUGGAGCCGAGGCACUGCCGCAACCGCAGUGCGGGCGGCGGCAUGAGCAUCGGCGCCACUGGCAGUGUUGGCGUCGCUGCCUCCUCCGCCAUCGCCAUGGGCCCCUUUGACAACUCCCCGCUCCCAAAAGCACCACCACCACCACCACCCGCAGCGGCAGCAGCAGGGCCGGCACGCGUGGAUGCUCACAACCCUCGAAGGGGUCUGGUUCGGUCGGCCAGUGGAGUGGAGGCGAGGCACCGGCGGGAGAGGAGUGGAGGCGGCAGCAGCAGCGGCAGUGGGGGUGCUGCAGGCAUGGGGUGGCUGACGAGCGGCAUGGGGGCGGGGGACCAGGGGGAGCCGGGGGAGGAGGGGCGAAGUGAGGCGAGCAGGGCAUUCACGCGGUCGAGCAGCGGCGUGGAGGCGCGGCACAGGAGGCAGCGCAGCAGCGGCGCUGGCAGCACGGGCGGUGCGGGCGGCAUUCUCAGCUCACUGCUGUUGCGCCCGGGCGCAGCGGAGGGGGGUGCUAUGGGCGACAGGGAGGCAGGUGAGGGCAAGGCGAGCAGCAAGGGGGGGGGCUUCGGGUUGGUGCGCAUGGCCACGAUGGAGAGGCGGCGCGGCAAAGGCCGCAGCAACUCCGUGGUCGAUGACAGCCUGGCCGCCAGCCCCUUCCAGGACCUCUCCUGGGAUUAG
Messenger RNA from Closterium sp. Naga37s-1, 3402 nucleotides. Lineage: Eukaryota; Viridiplantae; Streptophyta; Zygnematophyceae; Desmidiales; Closteriaceae. The record is from the annotation of a GenBank genome assembly.